Molecule: messenger RNA, 5403 nt
Organism: Oncorhynchus kisutch (coho salmon)
Lineage: Eukaryota; Metazoa; Chordata; Actinopteri; Salmoniformes; Salmonidae
Product: segment polarity protein dishevelled homolog DVL-2
Exons: 17
Coding region: 2070-4373 (767 amino acids)
Biological process (GO): intracellular signal transduction; canonical Wnt signaling pathway
Cellular component (GO): cytosol
Molecular function (GO): frizzled binding
Source: RefSeq, a predicted model, not a curated record
UAGAGAUGACUUAAUGUCAGGGCAACCAGGAGACAACCCUGGCUCCAGGAGGAGAGAGCAGAGGAUGUCAAGGCAUGGGUAAAGCAAGAGAGGAGAGGAGAUAUGGAGUGAAAGAAAACAGAGAGGGAGAGCGAGCCAGUAUAAAUAAGAGGUAGAGAGGUAGAUUAACAAAGUGUGUUAAUUUUUUACUGUAAAUGAGAACCAUGAUGUGUCCGGUGAGAAUUUUGGUAGUGGAGAGGAACGUCAAAGCUCACCCUUAUCUGAGAGGUGUGUGACAGCGAGUGUAUGAGACGGUUCUGCAGACAUAGCAAAGAACAUCUGACCAUCCCAAACGCAGUCUGACCCUGAACCCUGCCCCCCCCCCCAACUCCCAUCCCCACUUCCAUCUCUCCCUUUCCCUCAUGAUGGCUGAGCCUCCAGAACCAGUGCACUUCCAGGGGGGCCAAGCAGCAGCAGAAGCAGCAGCACUCGGCUCUGAGCCGGGUGAGUCCACAGAGGUGGAGUGUCCCAUCUGCUACCACGAGUACAACCAAUAUGGCAAGUGUCCUCGCAUGCUGGAAUGCCUCCAUGUCUUCUGCACCGAGUGCCUCCAGAGAAUCCAGCUGUCCCCGUAUCCAGCUGAACCCGUGGACCCCCAGAGCCCUCGCAGCCCUGCCAUUUUCUGCCCCCUCUGCCGCCACCCCACCCUGCUGGAGACCGGCGACCCCCUCACCCUGCCCUGCAAUUCCUGCAUCCUGGCUCAACUACCCCCCAUGGCUUUCUGCACACCCGUGUCGAUGGCUGCCCACUUGGCCACCGUCACCCAGAGGGUGGUCCUCUCCCUGGAUACCCGCUUCAUCAUCCUGCCCACAGUGAGCCUAAGGGUGGAGCAGAUGCACCCAAGCGAUAGGCCCCACGGUGGAGGUGUGGGCCUGGUGGGUGAGGUGGAGGUGCUGCAGCACCACAGGAGGACCUUGGCCGUGGUAUUCUGGGUGUUGUUUAUGAUGACCUGCGUGGUGGGACUGGUGUUUGGGCCCAGGUUUUUCCGUAAUUGAGGGGAGAAGGAACCGAGGGGCCUGUUCCAAUACUUUUACAUGCAGCCUUCCUUCCUUUUGUCUUUCCUUGUUUCCUUCCCCAUUACUUAAGGAAGGAAGGAAGGAAGGGUGUAUUGUCACCAUAUUUGAAUAUGGCCUAAGAUCUAGACUGAACUACGGCCCACAUCAAACGUGGCCUUAAAACGUCCUGUUAACUUCAAUUCAACUGUAAAUUACAUAUCUUUAAAAUAUAUAAAAGGUUGAUGCAUACAGCCUCAUAAUCACAUGUCUAGGUCUGUUAAUUGGUGUUGAGAAAAUUAUAUAUAGACAGUUCUGAGUUUUUCCGCUAUGCACUGAUUUAGAGUUCCCUCUAGUGGUCUAAUCUAGGAGCGCCUAUUACAUUGGGGCGCCAGGUAGCCUAGUGGUUAGAGAAUUUGGCCAUUCAACAGCUUGCUUGUUUCGAAUCCCUGAUCCGAAUAGGAGAAAUGUCUACCGAUCUGCCCUUGAGCAAGGCACUUAACCCUAAUUGCUACAGGGUUGCGCAAUAAUGUCUGAUCCCUGGCCUUGACCCCACUCUAGGAGGGUGUCUCAGGGGGAGUGGAAUUUCACACCAAGCACUUGUACAGGUUACCCACUAGUACAUGUGUGAAACAGGACAAAUAUAAGCAGCCCCUAUUUGACCUUUGAUUGUAUUGGCUAUUUAUUAAAAUAUUUUCAUGUGUUUCAUAUUUUGACUCUCUCCCUGUGCAUGUGUGUGUGUGUAACAUAAUUUAGGCUACAUGAUGAAUAUGAUUUAUGACUAAUGUGGAAAAUGUAUUGUGGAAUAAAAUCUCCGGAAUAUUUGUACAUGGGGACGAGGGCACGUUGAGCAAAAACGUAAAGGGAGCAUACACGACGUCAUACGCCGCGUUGGCUUGCAACAGUCGAGAGAAACAGUCCCCCUUCCCUCCGUAUGUUUUUGUUGGGGGAAAAGUUGUGGGUGGCCGACAGUGUGAAGCCUGUUAGCUUUCUCUUCCAUAGUUUUUGUGGGACAGCUGAAAAAAAGAGUUUGGAGAAAUGGCGGAAACCAAAAUAAUAUACCACAUCGACGAGGAGGAGACGCCGUAUUUGGUGAAGAUUCCGAUUCCUGCCGAAAAUAUCACUUUGUUGGAUUUUAAACAGGUCUUGAACAAGCCCAACUAUAAAUUCUUCUUCAAGUCUAUGGACCAGGAUUUUGGGGUGGUGAAGGAAGAGAUCUCGGAUGAAAGUGCUAAGCUCCCGUGCUUUAACGGCCGUGUGGUGUCAUGGUUGGUAUCAUCAGACACCCCAGCAGCAGCAGAGCUGGUAUCACCAGUCCUUCCUCCGCCCCCAGCAGAAGUCCGGCCCCUGCCCUCACCCCCUCCUCCUCCCCUCCCACCCCCACCUGUUGAGAGGACCGGGGGCAUCGGUGACUCCAGACCCCCAUCAUUCCAUCCCAAUGCAGCAGACAGUGUGGAGAACCUGGAUGACCAGUCGGAAACAGAGUCUGUGGUGUCCUUUAGGAGAGAGCGACCCAGACACAGGGAGGCCAUGGAGCAGCGUGGGCCGAGGAUGAACGGCCAGAGUGGCAUGGAGCGCCACCUAGCGGGCUAUGAGAGUGCUACAACUGUGAUGAGCAGCGAGCUGGACACCACCAGCUUCUGUGACUCUGAGGAGGAUGACACCAUCAGCCGAUUCAGCGGCUCCACGGAGCAGAGCACGGCUUCCAGGCUGCUCAAACGCCACCGCAGACGCAGGAAACAGCGCCCCCCGAGGCUAGAAAGGGCGUCGUCAUUCAGCAGUGUGACAGACUCCACCAUGUCUUUGAACAUCAUCACCGUCACACUCAACAUGGAGAAGUACAACUUCCUGGGUAUCAGCAUCGUGGGGCAGAGCAACGAGAGGGGCGACGGGGGCAUCUACAUCGGCUCCAUCAUGAAGGGAGGGGCGGUGGCAGCAGACGGACGCAUCGAACCCGGGGACAUGCUGCUACAGGUGAACGACAUCAACUUUGAGAACAUGAGCAACGAUGACGCUGUGCGUGUGCUGAGGGAGAUCGUACACAAACCGGGACCCAUCAUCCUGACAGUGGCAAAGUGCUGGGACCCGUCACCUCAGGGCUACUUCACACUCCCUCGCAAUGAGCCAAUCCGGCCAAUAGACCCAGCAGUGUGGGUGAACCACUCGGUGGCUCUGACGGGGGCCUACCCCCCCUACACCGCCAGCUCCGCUCUCAGCACCGUCACCUCUUCCUCCUCCGUCACGGAGACAGAACGUUUUGAUGACUUCAACCUGUCCCUCCACUCUGACAUGGCGUCGGUGGCUAAGGCCAUGGCGUCCCCGGAGUCUGGCCUGGAGGUCAGAGACAGGAUGUGGCUCAAGAUCACCAUCCCCAACGCCUUCCUGGGUUCUGACGUGGUGGAGUGGCUUUACCACCACAUCGAGGGCUACCAGGACCGCCGCGAGGCCCGGAAGUACGCCAGCAACCUGCUGAAGGCCGGCUUCAUCCGCCACACGGUCAACAAGAUCACCUUCUCAGAGCAGUGCUACUACAUCUUCGGAGACUUCAGCGACUGCGAGAACUACAUGGCCAACCUGUCCCUGAACGACAACGACGGCUCCAGUGGGGCCUCUGACCAAGACACCCUGGCCCCCCUGCCGCUCCCGGGGGUCACGCCCUGGCCCCUGCUACACUCCUUCCCCUCCUUCCAGUACCCCCACCCCCACCCCUACUCCAGUCAACCCCCACCCUACCACGAGCUGUCCAGUUACAGCUUCGCCCCAGGCAGCACGGGCACGGCCAGCCAGCACAGCGAAGGGAGUCGGAGCAGUGGGUCUACAAAGAGUGAGGGUGGCGAGAGGCGGCGGGGAAUUAAGGGAGGUCCUGGCAGCACGGUGGUGGGGGGGGGGGCAGGAGGAGAAAAGUCCCCCUCUGGAGGAGAAGGGGAGGGCUCGGGCAGCGGCAGCGAAUCGGAAUACUCUGUCCGCAGCAGCCUGAGGCGUGGCCACGGCUCAGCCACACCCAGCGAACACAGCCACACAUCACAGCGCUCGCAUCAUCACCGCAUGCCCCCCCACAUGUCGCCCUACCCCCCCGGGAUGCCCAUGCCCUACAACCCUAUGAUGGUGAUGAUGGUGCCCCAACACCCACACAUGGGACACCCAAACAUGGGACACCUCCACCAGCACCAUCCCUCGGUCCCCAUGCACCCAGGCAUGGGCCCCUCCGCUGUCCCUGGAGGACCACCCGGGGCCCCCCCAACCCGUGACCUGGGCUCUGUGCCCCCUGAGCUGACCGCCUCGCGCCAGUCCUUCCACCUAGCAAUGGGCAACCCCAGCGAGUUCUUUGUGGAUGUCAUGUAGUCUGAUUGUGUGCUUGUGAGCUGGACAGACCUGCAAUCAAGAGGUCAGAUCUAGGAGCAGCAACUCCCCCCACAACGUUCCACAUAUCUUAUGACUCCAAAACAUGUUGCUGGACUCCAUAUCAGAUAAGCCGCAACUCUUGUUUGAUUUCAAGCAUGUAUAUUGGUUUAGUUCUGCCUCUCACGCCAUCUGUGAAGCUGUUGUGUGUUUUCUAACUGAUUUCCCUUUUAGCAUCGUGUUUGUUUUUCCUACCUGGGACUGACUGACUGAUUGGCUGGGUGUAAGGAACAGUAGUGGUCUUUCAUUGAAUUGACCGAAGUAACAUUAACGGGCCAAAUGAAGAGUCGUCGCCAAGUGUCCUGAGGACUAGAACAGUAGAGGGCGCCACUUGCUCUUAUUUUCUAUAGGGAAGAAGACAUUUGAGAAGGUGAAAUGUAUCAUGUUUUCAUUGAUUUAUGAACAUGGUGGGACAUUAAGUAAAGUAUCCCAUUUUGUAUGAAUUUGUGUGCCAAUUAGUUUUAAAUGCAAUCGUACAGAAUAGUUCAUGUUAAGAUACAGGCCAACUUCUGUCUAGUAUUCAGAGGAUAGAUACCUCAAAUGACAAGAAUGGGUGCCAUGUAUUGUAACACUGUCUUGGACUAUGUGGUAUAGGAAAUGGUACUUGGAGGAAGAAGAGGGUAAACCAAAAUGGUACUUUUGGGAUUGAGUCAUGAGUUUUCUCUCUUUAAAUAACUGUGAUCCUCCUCAUAUUUUGUAUGUUACUGACGCACAUAAGCGUCCAUUUUGUACGAGUGAAUAUAUAUAUAUAUAUAUAUAUAUAUAUAUGAUCUCGUUUAACACAUGACAAAAUGCAGAUAUCUGUCCACAAGAGAUGAGGAUGUAUAACCGAACCAUAAAGGUGCUAAAUGAAGUCAAUAUUUUCAAAAGUAUAGCAGUGUCACAUUGGGGUGUCAUUUUUUUGGUUUGAUUUCGUUAUUGUCACUUUUGUUUCUGUAUUUGAGAAUAAAUGUGUAAUAGACUGAAAUCCAAA